Molecule: messenger RNA, 558 nt
Organism: Wickerhamiella sorbophila
Lineage: Eukaryota; Fungi; Ascomycota; Dipodascomycetes; Dipodascales; Trichomonascaceae
Exons: 1
Coding region: 1-558 (185 amino acids)
Biological process (GO): poly(A)+ mRNA export from nucleus
Cellular component (GO): nucleus
Source: RefSeq, a predicted model, not a curated record
AUGACAGACUACACGAAGCUUAAGGUUAGCGAGCUCAAGGAGCUGCUGAAGGAGCGAGACCUGCCGCUAUCUGGCACCAAAUCGGAGCUUGUGAAUCGACUCGAGGCGGACGAUGCCGCGAAGGGCGAGCCGGCCGGUGACGCAGUCUCUGGAGACGCGACUGAGCCUGCGGCAGAGGACAACUCGACGGGCGAUUCUACGGUGCCAGUGGAAGCUGCUGGAGGCGAGCAGCCCGGAGAAGAGGGCCCCAGCUCGACUGCAGACAGAGAGACUGCUCAAGCCGAGACCACGCAGGCAGCGGAGGUCGAGGAGCCUGCAGAGCCCGAAGAGCCGGAAAUGAGCCAGGCCGAAGCCCAGCAGCGGGUUAUCGACGAAUUGGAGCAGCGGCUGAAACGACACAAGCGCUUUGCCACCGAUCCGACCGACACUGAGCUCCGCCUCAAGCGGAUUCGUCAAUUCGGUCUAGCGGACAUUAACGAGGCCAAGAAACUUGUCACAUUCAAGCCUGCACACCGCAAGCGGCGAGUCAAGGGCAAUGGGAAGAAGGUGUCAGCCUAA